CGGAAUGCCCGCUUCCAGUCAACGCGUUCAAGGUCGUUGAAACGAAACGGCGGACAGAUUUGAAAGGGAUUACCGUUUUUACCUUGCCGUGUGUGCGUUGGGUCCUAUGAGUAUUAAAUGUUUCCAUAUAUAAGUCAUCUUUUGAUGCAUAAUAAACACUAAAUAACUGCUAAGAGCAUUAACUGAGUAUUUUCUGUUUUGUAGUGCACACUUUAGCUCUGUUGUUCCUUCGAAACUUGAUCUGUGGUCCUAAGUGCUGUAGUGAAAGUCAACAGCUAUAUAUAAUUUGUUGAUAAGGUCCAGAAAACAACGUAAGAAAGAUAAAAUAACGUAAAAGGUUAUAGAUGCGCCUAGUUUUUGUGAGUUAAGACGAAAUGUCAACUGAAGGGUAAGUCCUAAAUAUUUGUUGUUCUUCCUUCAGUUAAUUUUUUUCAAGGAAUAACCUUUUUUUAAUAAUUAUUGUAUGUUGUCUCUAGUGCUUCAUGCUCAAAUGAAAUUUCAGUGAACGUAAGCGACGCGUUCCAACGUAUUAUGCUGAACAAGAGAUUCGGAAGCUGGAUUGAAUUAGAUAAUGCGCUAAAGGAUUUCCAUAAAAUGACCAAUACACACUAUGUUCACGCAGGAAGUAGAUUGUUGAAGGAUGUGAGAUAUAAAUACUUGUUCGUAGUGUUUCGUUGCACGUUUGGUCGUAAACGUAAAUCAGAAGGUCUGAAUGUGAAUAAAAAACCGUCUAAAUUUUUAAAUUGCCAAUCGAUGUUUCGCGUAAGAUUGGAGGGUCAACAAUACGUUAUAAAAUCUUACAACAUGUCUCACAACCAUCCGUGUACUAGUUCGUGGAUGGUUUGUGAUCCGUUGAGUAGACGAUUGUCAUCAGAAGAAAAAGAAAACUUGAAACCAGUUGUAUUGCACUGUCAGUCGACGGACGAAGUUAUCGGAAGUAUUAAGGAAAGAACAGGUAAGCAGGUGAUCGCUGCUGAUGUCAAAAAUAUGAAAGCUGAACUCUCCACUGGUAAGUGUAUAUAAAUAUAUUUCAGGUUGGACUCGGAAGCAGGUAUUGCAGAUGAUGCGACAAAACGGUGAAGUUAGAGAGCAUGCAGAAAAUGGAUGUAUUACGGCGAUAUGCUUCAGCAGUUAU
Schistosoma curassoni is the source of this 1135-nucleotide messenger RNA. The record is from the annotation of a GenBank genome assembly. Lineage: Eukaryota; Metazoa; Platyhelminthes; Trematoda; Strigeidida; Schistosomatidae.